Molecule: messenger RNA, 3933 nt
Organism: Colletotrichum godetiae
Lineage: Eukaryota; Fungi; Ascomycota; Sordariomycetes; Glomerellales; Glomerellaceae
Product: mono-functional DNA-alkylating methyl methanesulfonate N-term-domain-containing protein
Exons: 3
Coding region: 227-3718 (1163 amino acids)
Biological process (GO): proteasome-mediated ubiquitin-dependent protein catabolic process; DNA repair
Cellular component (GO): nucleus; site of double-strand break
Molecular function (GO): nucleic acid binding; protein binding
Source: RefSeq, a predicted model, not a curated record
ACGGCCCCACCGCCAGCGCUGGAAUUGAUGAUGAAAUCGAACCUGCCGUCCACUGCUGCUUUGGAGGGGCCCGGACCUGCACUGCUAAACUCCGACGUCAGGAAGAGCACCGACUGGAUCUCGAUUCUCCUCCCCCCACGACGUCUCUUUUGUCCAUGGCUGCUAUCGCGUGGGAUCAGAGCUCCUACCUGACAUAGCUGCAGCUCACACCUCACAGACCGGCACCAUGUCGUACAUCGCGCCCAUCCAUAGGCCAAGCAGCAUACGCCAGGCCAUCAGAAUAUGCCUGUCCGAGGAAGAUGAGAGCGAGAGCUUGGUGGUAGCGCGAUCAAAUAGACUCGAAGUAUGGCGCAUCACGCCCACCGAUAUGUACUUGCUCGGCUCGGCCGCAGUCUACGGCACCAUUCUCCUUCUCCAGCGACUGCGACCCAGGGACAGCAAAGCUGAUCUGCUUUUUGUCGGUACCGAUCGAUUCCAAUACUUCACGGCGAGAUGGGACCCUGCCACACAAAGGCUCCACACGGAGCAGGUCGUCGAGGAUACUGCCGAGCCUCACAUGCGCGAAGCCCAGAGCCAGGACAAGUGCCUAGUCGACCCGACAGGAAGGUUCAUGGCUAUGCACUUAUGGGAGGGUGUUAUGAACGUCAUGCGCUUGGGAACUAGAAAAGGACAGCUCGCUCGCCUUGACGAUGCAUGGGAACAAGUCCGCCUCUCCGAGCUCUUCAUGAAGGCGAGCAUCUUUGUGCCCACCGAGACUGGCCAUCCCACCGUCGCCUUCUUGUACCAAUCCAAGAUCGACAAGGAGGACGCACGACUCGCCAUAUACAGACUGAUGACGGACGACAAGAACACAGCCGUUUCGAGGUUCGAUCCAGAACGCAAUAGAGAUCUCGAUGUUGAGAUCAAGGACCCUUAUGCCCGCAUCCUCAUCCCUGUGAACAUCAUUGAGGAUGAAGUAAAGCGAUACCAUAAAAGAGACACAUCAGCGGCCAAGGCACAACUCGGUGGCUUGAUUGUUGUUGGUGAAACUCUGUUGGUUUACGUCGAUACCUUGACACAGUCUGUCGUGGAAAGCACAAUGGCUAGUCCCGCCAUAUUUGUGGCAUGGGCUGCCUAUGAUGACACGAAUUUUUUCCUUUCUGACGACUAUGGCAACCUCCAUCUUCUGACGAUCGAGACAGAGGGUGUUGUUGUUCUCGGAAUGACUGUUAGAACUCUCGGUGUAACGUCUCGUGCAUCAUGUCUCGUCUACAUGGGAGAUGGCAUGCUUUUCCUGGGCUCUCACUACGGUGACUCGCAACUACUGCAAGUGGAUCUCGAGGAACUGUCGACAAAGCUCGUGCAGACAAUUCCCAACAUUGCACCUAUUCUCGACUUCGCCAUCAUGGAUUUGGGAAACGCUGGAGACAGCCAGAUUGGCAACGCUUUCUCGUCAGGCCAAGCGCGCAUCGUCGCCGGAUGUGGUGUCCAUCAAAACGGUAGCUUACGGAGCAUCCGAAGCAGUGUUGGGCUAGAAGACAUUGGAGUUCUAGAGGACUUGCAGGACGCCCGCGGUCUUUUCAGUCUUCGGUCGCACGGUUCAGAGAAACUCAACACCCUCGUGGUUUCUUUCAUGACAGAAACCAGAGUUUUCAGCUUUGAUGCUGAGGGUGGCAUUGAAGAAGUGUUUGGGUUUCAGGGGCUCACCUUGGAUCAGCCCACUUUGAUCGCAAAAACACUGCCCAGUGGUCAAUUACUACAAGUCACUGCAGCAAGCGUGACACUGCUCGAUCUUGAGAGCGGCGUUACUCUGAACACUUGGUCAGUACCAGAUGGCAAGACCAUUGUCAACGCGUCCGCCAACAGUAAUUGGGUGUUACUGUCUAUCAACGGUACCUCUCUGGUAUCAUUGAACCUGGUGGAUAACCUGGCAGCCCAAGAACAAGUCUUAGGUCGUGGCGUUGGGGGUGCGGAGGACCAGAUUUCUUGCGUUCACGCAGCCAGCGAUCUUGACCACAUUGGCGUGGUAGGCUUCUGGGCAACGGGUUCAGUGUCCAUAAUUGACCUCCGCACACUGAAUGCCCUACAGGGGGAAACCAUUAAGCAAACCGAUGACAGUGUCUCUGUUCCCAGAGACAUGGUUCUAGUGCAACUACACCCGCCACAUCUGCUCGGCCCCACACUGUUCGUCGCUAUGGAGGAUGGCCAGGUUGUGUCGUUCAAUGUGUCGAAAGAGGACUUCUCCUUAUCGAGCCGUAAAAGCGUUACUCUUGGCAGCAAACAAGCUGGGCUACACAUUCUUCCAAGACCGGGCGAUGAAGGCAUCAACAAUGUGUUUGCUACUACCGAGCACUCUAGUCUGAUUUACAGCUCAGAAGGGAGAAUCAUCUACUCUGCGGCAACUGCAGAAGAUGUUACCUAUAUCGCGCCUUUCGACUCAGAAGCCUUCCCAGAUGCCAUCUUCCUCGCCACGGAUCGUAAUGUUCGGAUUGCCCACAUCGAUGCCGAAAGGAGAACACAUGUCAACCCACUUCCUCUACGCGAGACGGUUCGAAGGGUAGCCUACUCGCCAGCACUCCGUGCCUUUGGUAUAGGUACUAUCCGCAGAGAACUCAUCAACAAUGAAGAGGCAGUAUCAAGCUCGUUCCAACUCAUUGACGAGGUGGUCCUUGGCGUGGUUGGUAAGGCAUUCCACCUUGAUGGCUCCACGUCGACCGAGAUGGUCGAAAGCGUCAUCAGAGCAGAGCUGCCCGACAGCAUGGGGCAAUCUGCCGAACGCUUCAUCAUCGGAACAAGUUAUUUGGCAGACCCAGAGAUUGAUGAGAACAGCGAUGUCAAGGGCCGGAUUCUGGUCUUGGGCGUUGACUCUGACAAAAACCCCUACUUGAUUGUCAGUCACGAGCUCAAGGGAGCGUGUCGCAGUCUUGGUGUAAUGGGCGAAAAGAUUGUUGCUGGGCUGAGCAAGACAGUAGUGGUCUACGACUAUGCCGAAGAGUCGACCACAUCUGGAGCACUUCGCAAGCUGGCUACUUUCCGCCCUUCAACAUUCCCCGUCGACAUUGAUGUCAAUGGAAACAUGAUUGGCAUCGCUGAUCUCAUGCAGUCGAUGACCUUGAUCGAGUUCAUCCCGCCACAAGACGGGAACAAAGCAAAGCUUGUAGAGCGCGCCCGUCACUUCCAGUACAUUUGGGCCACAUCAGUAUGUCACUUGGAGGGGCAUUCGUGGUUGGAGUCCGAUGCGCAGGGCAACCUCAUGGUGCUACGGAGGAAUCCGGAUGCGCCAACAGAGCACGACCAGAAGCAGAUGGAAGUCAUUAGUGAGUUCCACCUCGGGGAGCAAGUGAAUAAGAUCCGAUCACUCGAUGUUGUUCCGAACGAGAACGACCCGAUCGUACCAAAGGCGUUCCUCGCAACAGUUGAAGGAUCGGUGUAUGUUUUUGCAGAUAUCAGGCCAGAGCAUCAGAGUCUAUUGCUGCAAUUUCAGGAAAACUUGGCCGGAGUGGUGAAGACACUGGGUCAAGCAGAUGAUGCUGCAGGCACCGGGCUCUCAUUCAUGUCGUGGCGAGGUUUCCGGAACGCCAAGCGCGCGGCAGAUGCACCCUUCCGCUUUGUCGACGGGGAGCUGAUUGAGCGUUUCUUGGACUUGGAUGAGGCUAAACAAGAGGCCGUCGUCGCGGGACUUGGGCCUACGGUAGAGAAUAUGCGCAACCUGGUGGAGGAGCUAAAGCGCAUGCAUUAAAGCACCAUAGGAUGAUGUAGGAUAUUCAGACACGGGGAGUUGGGCGAAUGGGCUUGAAAUGAAUGACAACCCACGGCUAUGAUUAACUACAGUGGAAAAUAAAUCACUGUUUGAUAAUGGCAAAGAAUCUUUUAGUUUUCCCAUGAAUUGAUGUCGUCGACGAUUUGUACAGAAAAGCCCUCUGUCUGGGGAUGAGCCAGAUGGCAAUUUGUCUC